CCAUUUAGCUGUGUUCAAUGUGGGAAGAGUUUUGGUCGAUCUAGCCAUCUGACUCAACACCAGAGAAUACACACAGGAGAGAAAUCUUAUAGCUGUGUUCAAUGUGGGAAGAGUUUUGGUCAAUCUUGCCAUCUAAUUCGACACCAGACAAUACACACAGGAGAGAAACCUUAUAGCUGUGAUCAAUGUGGGAAGAGUUUUAGUCAAUCUGGAGAUCUGACAGUGCACCAGAGAAUACACACAGGAGAGAAGCCUUACAGCUGUGAUCAAUGUGGGAAGAGUUUUGCUCAUUCUGGCCAUCUGACUCAACACCAGAGAACACACACAGGAGAGAAACCUUAUAGCUGUGAUCAAUGUGGGAAGAAUUUUGGUCGAUCUGGAGAGCUGACAGUGCACCAGAGAAUACACACAGGAGAGAAACCUUAUAGCUGUGGUCAAUGUGGGAAGAGAUGUACUACAUCUGGCACUCUGACUUUACACCAGAGAAUACACACAGGAGAGAAACCUUAUAGCUGUGGUCAAUGUGGGAAGAGAUGUACUACAUCUGGCACUCUGACUCUACACCAGAGAACACACACAGGAGAGAAACCUUAUAGUUGUGGUCAAUGUGGGAAGAGUUUUACUACAUCUAGCAAUCUGACUCUACACCAGAGAACACACACAGGAGAGACACCUUAUAGCUGUGGUCAAUGUGGGAAGAGUUUUGGUGCAUCUAGCACUCUGACUAUACACCAGAGAACACACACAGGAGAGAAACCUUACAGCUGUGGUCAAUGUGGGAAGAGUUUUACUACAUCUGGCCAUCUGACUCUACACCAGAGAAUACACACAGGAGAGAAACCGUAUAGCUGUGGUCAAUGUGGGAAGAGUUUUGGUCGAUCUGGCCAGCUGACAUUACACCAGAGAAUACACACAGGAGAGAAACCUUACAGCUGUGGUCAAUGUGGGAAGAGUUUUACUACAUCUGGUCAUCUGACUCUACACCAGAGAACACACACAGGAGAGAAACCUUACAGCUGUGGUCAAUGUGGGAAGAGUUUUACUACAUCUGGCCAUCUGACUCUACACCAGAGAAUACACACAGGAGAGAAACCGUAUAGCUGUGGUCAAUGUGGGAAGAGUUUUGGUCGAUCUGGCCAGCUGACAUUACACCAGAGAAUACACACAGGAGAGAAACCUUACAGCUGUGGUCAAUGUGGGAAGAGUUUUACUACAUCUGGUCAUCUGACUCUACACCAGAGAACACACACAGGAGAGAAACCUUACAGCUGUCGUCAAUGUGGGAAGAGUUUUACUACAUCUAGCAAUCUGACUCAACACCAGAGAAUACACACAGGAGAGAAAUCGUAUAGCUGUGGUCAAUGUGGGAAGAGUUUUGGUCGAUCUGGCCAGCUGACAUUACACCAGAGAAUACACACAGGAGAGAAAUCUUAUAGCUGA
Molecule: messenger RNA, 1440 nt
Organism: Salvelinus namaycush (lake trout)
Lineage: Eukaryota; Metazoa; Chordata; Actinopteri; Salmoniformes; Salmonidae
Product: zinc finger protein 420-like
Exons: 2
Biological process (GO): regulation of transcription by RNA polymerase II
Molecular function (GO): DNA-binding transcription factor activity, RNA polymerase II-specific; RNA polymerase II cis-regulatory region sequence-specific DNA binding
Source: RefSeq, a predicted model, not a curated record